AUCUUCUGGUGGAACCCAACCCGCACUUUUCAUUUUUCAGACCAACAAACCCUCAUCUCUGGGAACUCCCACACCAGGAAGCCCAACGUUUUUCACUUUCUCUUUACUUCGUACCGGUUAAUGCCUGCACUAUAAAGAUUAAGUAAUCAGGCUUUAUUUAUUUAUUUUUGGUGAAUAGAAAUAAACCUGGGAAGGAGCUGAGAUGAAUUCUCUGACCGUGAAACCCUCUUCGUUUGUGUUGCAAUCUUCUUCCACAGUCCUCUCAUCGUGCAAGCCAAAACAAUGUCUUCCUUCAGUUAGCUUCCCAAGAAAGAUUAAGAGCGGGAGAAGAUUGGGUUUGAGAUUUGAAGCUUAUGAUUCUUCCAAAAGCGACGAGCCUUCUAAGUCCAGCGGUGAUUCCAAGCCUACUAACGGCACUCUGCAGCCGAAAAACAGGAGAGAUAUUCUAUUGGAGUACGUGAAAAAUGUGCAGCCGGAGUUCAUGGAGUUGUUCGUGAAACGGGCGCCGCAGCAGGUCGUUGAGGCAAUGCGGCAAACGGUGACAAAUAUGAUUGGAACCCUGCCCCCGCAAUUUUUUGCCGUGACAGUCACCACUGUUGCUGAAAAUCUUGCACAACUCAUGUACAGUGUUAUGAUGACUGGAUAUAUGUUUAGGAAUGCGCAAUACCGAUUGGAAUUGCAACAAAGUAUAGAGCAGGCUGCUCUUCCUGAGGUCCAAGAAGAAAAGGAUGUUCCAGAUUAUGCACCUGGUACACAAAAGAAUGUGUCUGGUGAAGUUAUUAGGUGGAAUAAUGUUUCUGGCCCGGAGAAAAUAGAUGCUAAAAAGUACAUUGAGUUACUUGAAGCAGAGAUUGAGGAAUUGAACCGUCAAGUCGGUAGAAAAUCUGCAAAUGGACAGAAUGAGCUAUUAGAAUUUCUCAAGUCUCUUGAGCCACAAAAUCUGAAGGAGUUGACAAGCAGCGCUGGAGAAGAUGUUGUGUUUGCAAUGAACACAUUCAUUAAGCGUCUUUUAGCCGUUUCAGAUCCUGACCAAAUGAAGGCAAGUGUAACUGAGACAAGUGCACCCGAACUUGCCAAGCUUCUUUAUUGGCUGAUGGUUGUUGGUUACAGCAUUAGGAACAUUGAAGUCCGUUUUGACAUGGAAAGAGUGCUUGGCACUCCUCCAAAGCUUGCAGAGUUGCCUCCAGGAGAAAACAUUUAGUUGCUGGUGGAUAAUUGCAAAUAUACGCAAAUGGCAAAGUUGGUGCAUAUGCUAUAUUAUGAUUUAGGUGGAAAUUUUGUGCAUGCCGUGCAUGGUUGGCUUCUUAUAAUAACUUGAAACUUAUUGAUUACACGAGCCUUUUCCAAAGGAAUUCUAACUUUAAACACAGCUAAGUUGAGGUUUUGGUUGAACAAAGUUACACUGCUGCAAAAUCGUUCUUUCAACAGUUUGAAUGCCCAUCUGCGCUAUUAAGUUAAAAGAUCAAAUUCCUUAUCGACAUCCCUGUGUGUUGUCAAUCACCAAGGAUUUCUAUGUCAUUCGCUUAAUCUUUGCUCCGCUGCCAUUGCUAACAUUAGUUAAUAUCCUUGAAUGGCUCUUGUGAUUUGUCAGUACUUUGCGAGUGGAAGUCCUGCUGCCUCCUCUGAUUGCAAGCAAUUAAAGCCUUGUAGUCCGCCUCAACUCCUAACCAUAAACAUGGUUGCAAGGUGUGAAGAACCUUAGCAUCUUUCAUUCGUCCUAUGCGGACUUGAGCUCAAGCAAGCAAAUGGAAAACCGUUAGAUAUCUACAAUGGCCUCAUUACCGCCUGAUUUGGUGUGUUCUACUGAGCUGGGGCACCCUUGUGAACAGCAAAGCUUUCACGACAUCGAGGGCAGUUUUUGAGAUUGAAUGCUGCAAAAAGAGCUGA
This is a messenger RNA of Theobroma umbraticum, 1887 nucleotides long. RefSeq lists its product as uncharacterized. NCBI's taxonomy places the organism in Eukaryota, Viridiplantae, Streptophyta, Magnoliopsida, Malvales, Malvaceae. The record is from RefSeq and is a predicted model, not a curated record.